CCGGUGAGCGUUUAGAAUCAGAGUGAGCAUGUAUAUCUCAGGGAAAAAGAAGUCAAUAUUGAUGAAGUAUGUCAAAUAAGAAAACGUGACAGAGAUUGGCCUGGUCUUGUGAUGGACAACACGAAGGCAGCAGUAAAUGGUGGGGGGUGCACCUCUCCCCCUUUUAGGCACCAUCUCCCUCAGGUGGCUAACUUAACCAGGAACAGUAAGAUUGCACAGAGCAAAGCUGGAGCAAAAGUGGAAGCCGUGAAAGAUGAAGCGACACUGGUGGUGGAAGAUGCAGGAAAAGUGAUCAGGAUGAAUGCAGACCUUAAUAUGGAGAUUUCAGUGGAAAAUGUUCAAGGUGAACAAGAGAGACCACUGGUUCAUCCAAAAGAGAGAGCGAAGGCGGAGGCAAGAUCUCAAAUAAAAAUUGAAAAGGAACAAACAGCAAAACAGGAAAAUAGUAACGAGCAGGAAAUGCAAACAAACAGUGACAAAUCUGAAGGUGUUGACAAUAGCUCAAAUACAUUAACAAAGAUAAAAGACCCCAAACCUAGCACGCCGGUUAGAAAAAAUAAACAAGUGAAAGAGAAAUCGGGAAAUUAUAAAAACAUAUUUGAAGUGACUCAUGUGGAAGGAAAACGUCAACGGAAGCCCAAAGUUGUGCUUGAAAUGGGAGAAAAAUCUCCAAAAAGUGUCGAAGAGAAAUCUCCAAGAGUAGCAAAUGCCAAUAAUUUGGAUACUUCGCAGCAUGCAGAACCUGAUAUGAACAAAUCAGCAACAUUACUGUCUCCUGUGGUGGAUAAACCAACAGAGUGGAAUAUCGGUGAUCAGCUGUGGGCAAAAGUGGCUGGACAUCCCUGGUGGCCAUGUAUGGUAGCCAAGGACCCAUACGAAGAUUUAUACACUAAAAUGAAAGCAAGAAGUAGGAUUUAUCAUGUCCAGUUCUUUGGAAACGAAGGAGAGCGAGGAUGGAUAGGUUCUAGCUCAAUAAUGGAAUUCCAUGGUAAAGAAAAAUAUGAUGAGCAUGUGAAACAAGCUUUUCAGAAUGCGAAAAAGGGUGAAAAAUUAAAACUUGAAAAACUAUACAAAGAGUAUCCAAACCGACAGGCAGCUUGGCUAAUAGCCAUACAUCAAGCAGAGGAAGCAAUGAAAAUGACUCUUGAUGAACGAGUUGAAAAAUUCAAAUGUGUUUACACACCAGAAAAGACUAAAAAACAGAAUUUGAAUAAUAGUGUUAAUAAACCUGUAAAUUCCCCAAAAGGGAAAUCAAAUGAGAGAACACAGAAAAGAAAACGGAAGUCGUCGGAACAGGUGAAAUCAUCAUUAGAGGAAGUAAAAGCAUCUCCCGGAGCUAAACCACGCUCAAAGCGGCGACGAGUUGAUGAGAGUUCCUCUCACAAGGAUAAGAAAAUGGGGGGAUCAUUUGAAGUGUUUUGUAGUAAACACAGGGACAGCAUGAUGGCAGAUCAUCCUGAUUUUGAUGAAGCUAACAUAAAUGAAUGCCUACAACAACAGUGGCUGAUGAUGAGUCAAAAACAAAAGUCUAGAUACAAAUCUAAGCUUCAAGAUUCAGCCGAAAUGUCCACAGAACCUAUGACCCCAAAGUUGACAGAGAGACCACAUCUUGGAGAUGAGGACGAGGAUAUGGAAAAAGAAUCUAAGUUGAUUGGAAAAUUAAAACUAAAGAGACAAAAAUCCACAAGUGAUGAGAGCAGUUCAGACAAUCAGGAAGAAGAAAAAUCCUCCAGCAGUAAAAGUCAGAAGUACCUUUGUCAGGUGUGUGAGGACACAGGUGACCUGAUUGAAUGUGAAGGGGAUUGUCACAAUUAUUUCCACAAGGCAUGUGUGGGGGAAAAUGUGGAGGAACCUUUCAAGUGUGAGGAGUGCAAAUCUGGACUGCACACAUGCUUUUCAUGCAAAAAGAAAGACGAGAUUACCAAGAAAUGUUCUGUGCAUUUAUGUGGAAAGUUUUAUCAUGACGACUGCAUGAAUAAAUUGAUGCAAUUAAAAUCGGACACCAAAAAUGGUUUUGUUUGUCCUCUUCACCAGUGUGCAACAUGUUCCAUAGAAAAUUCCAAGAAAACCAAGGCUAGCAAAGGUCGACUUGUCCGUUGUGUUAGAUGUCCGACAGCCUACCACACUGGUGACUUCUGCAUUGCUGCUGGGAGUGAAAAUCUGCCCGGAUACAACAUCGUUUGCAGUAAACAUUUCCAACCAAACCGCACACAAAAAUACCACACUCAUAUAAACGUCAGCUGGUGUUUUGUUUGCAAUUUAGGUGGAUCCCUGAUUUGCUGUGACAGUUGCCCAGCCUCUUUUCAUGCAGAGUGCUUAAAUAUAAAUCCACCAGAAGGCAAUUGGUACUGUAAUGAUUGCUCCAUCGGCAAACAGCUCUUAUAUGGGGACAUUGUUUGGGUCAAACUUGGGAGUUAUAGGUGGUGGCCUUCUGAAAUAUGCCACCCAAAACGGGUGCCUCAUAAUAUACAAGAGAAGACACACCAGGUUGGGGAAUUCCCAGUCCAUUUCUUUGGAACCAAUGAUUAUUUUUGGAUCCAUAAAGGAAGAGCCUUUGGAUUUCAUGAUGGUGAUAAAUACAGCAGAGAAACAACAAGGAAUAAGAGUUUAGCAAAAAUUUUUGCAAGAGGUGUACAAGAGGCAACCGAGGCUUUCCAAGCCCUGAAGGCACUCCGUGCAGACAAGGAGAAGAUGCUGAUAGAGAGAAGUGAAAAGAAGCCAGCUCCUUUCAAAUUUGUCAAGAAUAACAUUCCAGUUGGAAGCGUAGUAAUUCCCAAACCAGACCUGACUAGUAUACCUCGGUGUGAGUGUGAUCCAAAUCACGAGGCCCCCUGCAGCAGUGACACGGAUUGUUUAAAUCGUAUGCUGAUGUACGAGUGUCACCCUAGUGUCUGCCAGUGUGGGGAGAAGUGUCAUAACCAGCGAUUCCAGAGACGAGAAUAUCCCGACUGUACGCCAUUUAAAACAGAGGGAAGAGGCUGGGGGCUCAGAACAAAUGUGGACAUCAAAAAAGGACAAUUUGUACAUGAAUAUGUAGGAGAGCUUAUUGAUGAAGAUGAGGUCAAGAGAAGGAUUGAUGAAUCACAUGAAAAUAACAUCAGCAACUAUUACAUGCUUACCCUAGACAAAAAUAGAGUGAUUGAUGCUGGACCAAAGGGCAACCUGUCCCGAUUUAUGAAUCACAGCUGUGCACCAAACUGUGAGACCCAGAAGUGGACAGCCAAUGGGGAUGUCCGUGUGGGAUUAUUUGCACUUUGUGAUAUCCCUGCAGGCACUGAGUUAACAUUCAACUAUAAUCUGGAAUGUCUGGGAAAUGACAAAACUAAGUGUAACUGUGGAGCUGAGCUAUGCAGUGGUUUCCUUGGUGUGAGACCAAAAUCUGCUGUGGCUGCUUCAGUAGCUAAAAGUAAGAAAAAGGAUGAAAAAAAGAAAAAGAAGAGAAACAAGAAGAAAGGUGAUGGAAAGAAGGAACAUGACGAUGAAUGUUUCCGAUGUGGAGAGGGAGGAGAGCUAGUGAUGUGUGACCGUACGGGCUGCCCUAAAGUGUACCACUUACAUUGUCUGAAACUGUCCAAACCCCCACAUGGUAAAUGGGACUGCCCAUGGCAUCACUGCGAUGAAUGCGGAAAGCCAGCUGUAACGAUGUGUGGCGAAUGUCCCAAUUCCUUCUGUGCUACCCAUACCGAGGGCCACAUGAAAGACAUAGAUGGAGUGUCAGUCUGUAUGGAGCAUGACGAGGUCACGUCUUCAAGUUGUGCAUCCUCCGACACCCAGUCUGACGAGGGUGGAGAGGACAGCAAUGGCCAAGCCAGAACCAAAGCCAUUCUGAAGGAAAACCUGGUGAAAAAGCGCAACCUGAACACAAAGCCGGAAGAGGACCAGGGUGCUGGUGGAAGCAAGAAACCCCGAAAACAGAGUGUUGGAGAUUCCAAGAAAGGAGAGGGUAAACGAGUGAAAUCUGCUGGAAACCCUCUGGCUGUGGCACCUAUGUUCGAUGAUAGCGAUGAGGGUUCCGAUGACCUAGUUAUCGAUAUUCCAGCUGUUCCUUUGUAAUUUGUGUGUUUCAUAGCACUGUUUUUUUUUUCUCAAUUAAUAUGUUUAAACUUUGAAUUAAUGUUAUAGUACAGAAUAAAUGAAUAAUGAAAUAUUUUUAAUGCAAAACUUACGGAUUUUAAGAUAUUUUAAAUGAAAUGAGUCUUGAGGGUCUUACUUUAUAUAGCAAUUUUAUUUUUAAUUGUAAAUAUUCUAUUGGCCUGAACUGUACAAUAUUUGUAAGUUAUGGUGUAAUAGAAUUUAUGUAAAUUUCUCUAGGCUUUGCAUGGAUACUGUAAUAAAAAAAGUGAAUGUAUUGUAAAUAAGGGAUUCUUUUUAAGACUUACUGAAAAGUUAUAAAUUUAUAUUUAGAAGUAUGUAGUGUGUGUGAAAUGGUGUCCAAAAAAUGUUAUAUAAAUGUUAAUUUUAAACAUGUAAUAUUCACAAUGUAGAUAUCAUCUUUGCAUUUUCAAUUUUUGACUUCUUAAGCAAACAUUGCAUCUUUAUUUAAAUUUGGUUGGAAUCAUACAUGUAUAUGUUCACAUUAUAUGUUGGGUAGCUGUGUGUAGUAUAGAGUUAUUAUUAGGGCCCAAUAAGAAUUUGCAGGUUCCCUGUAGUAAUCACUCUGUCUGUCCAUCCUUUCACAAAAAAUUUCUUCCCAAUAACUUGUUCUUUGAUUGUCUAACAAUGUUCAAAUUUUGGUAUGUUGUUUCAGCAAGCAUAUGCAUGUAUUUUGAUACCAAGGUUGAUUCAUUAUGUUGUCAGAAUUUUGGUAGGGAGUGUAGGAUAGAUUUCUCAAUUUGUAAGAAUGAAUUGACAAAGAAUCUAGUAGAAGGGGAUAUAACUCUGAAGAGUCCCCGUGCUUGUUGCACAGAAAUCUAUUUCACAUUUACUAAUACCACUGUCCUCAAGUAAUAUUUGUGUGAAGUUAGGGUUGUUGCUGGGUGAUGUUGGCAUUUUCUAAGGGUUGGUAUUUAUAAAAUGUAUACUUUAUUUUGGUUGAAAUAAGUUUUAAUGACUCAUAAUUUUAAGUAUUUCGUCAAUAAAAUAUUAUAAUUUCAUAAAUGUUGUAUUUGUUUCAAAGAAUCAAUCUUUUUUUUAUUCAAAGUUUCCUUUCAAUUUUUUCUUCAUUAUCAAGUUAUCACAAUCACUCCCAAACCCUCCCUUAGAUAUACGUCCCUCAGCAGGGCCCUUGCUGAUUGGUCAGUUUUCAUGUUGACAUUAGACCCUCUUCUGGCAGCAUACAUCAUGUACAUGCAUGUAUGUGUUGCAGAACAUAACGUAGGUCAUAUUGUACAAAUUUAUUUUAAUAUCCAUUUUAUCAUGUAUUAAAGUAUGAAAUAUUUUUAAUUUUUCAGUUUGUGAAUAAAAUUAUAAUCAGCCAUCAGUGAGCUUAAAUGUAUUUCAUCUCAUUUUGUUAAAAAAGAAAAAUUAAUUAUCUAAACUGUAAUUGUCCUAAAUAAUGUGCAUGAAGUGAAGAAAGAAACAACUAUUACAUAGGUAUUAGUGUUUUAUUUAUUCUGUACAUGUACAUUGUGUGUAUGUAAAAUAAAUUUUAUCACACUUA
This is a messenger RNA of Saccostrea echinata, 5599 nucleotides long. RefSeq names its product histone-lysine N-methyltransferase NSD2-like. NCBI's taxonomy places the organism in Eukaryota, Metazoa, Mollusca, Bivalvia, Ostreida, Ostreidae. Gene Ontology annotation, molecular function: protein binding; histone H3K36 methyltransferase activity. The record is from RefSeq and is a predicted model, not a curated record. Bases 112 to 4053 code for a protein of 1313 amino acids. Gene Ontology annotation, biological process: regulation of DNA-templated transcription. The transcript is spliced from 19 exons. Gene Ontology annotation, cellular component: nucleus; chromatin.